GGGAACUCUGUCUCGGCAUCUGUCACCGCCGCCCACCCAAAACUUUCCGCCGCGCCCGGCUGCCCGCCCGCCGCCGCGGGACGGCCCCGCACCGGCCCCGGCAGCGAGACCCCGGCGCGGCCCAUGCGAGCUCCCAGGCGGCGGCGGCGGCCCGGGGGCUUCAGCCAGGGGGGUCCCGCGGGCAGCUCCACCAUGUCGGACAGUGACCCGGGGGACGAGGACGGCGCCAUAUCCCCUGACCCCUCGCAGUGCAAGAGAAAGAGAAGGGGUAACCUCCCCAAGGAGUCGGUGAAGAUCCUGCGGGACUGGCUGUACGAGCACCGAUUCAACGCCUACCCCUCGGAGCAGGAGAAGCUCAGCCUCUCGGGACAGACCAGCCUCUCCGUGCUGCAGAUCUGCAAUUGGUUCAUCAACGCCCGGCGGCGGCUGCUCCCCGACAUGCUGCGCAAGGACGGCAAGGACCCCAACCAGUUCACCAUCUCCCGCCGGGGGGGCAAAGCCGGCGACGUGGCCGUGCCGCGGGGCGCUGCCGCCGGCUCGGGGGUGCUGGUGGUGCCGCCCGCCAAGGUGCUGUCCAUGUCGGUGUGCCCGCAGGUACUGUGCCACCCGGCGCGGGCGCUGGCCGUGGUGAGCGCCCGCAGCCCCGACUGGGAGAAGCCCCCCGGGCCCGAGGCCAGGGCGGGCGCGGGGCCCGGCGGCGGCAGCACCCUGACCCUGCUGGCCCGGGCCGAGGCGGGCAGCCCCACACCCGGACUCUUCAACACGCCGCCCCCGACGCCCCCCGAGCUCUUCGGGGACGACUUCAGCAGCUUCCAGCUGCUGGUGGAGGUGGCCUUGCAGAAGGCGGCCGAGCUGGAGCGGCAGCGGCAGGCAGGACAGCUGCCCCUGGCUCCCCACACCGAGCCCCCCGGGGCCUCCAAAUAACCCCGGGCCGGGUCCCGCAGGGUGCCCUUCCCCGGGGGUCCGACCCUCCCGGUCUCCACCUCACCCCCACAGCCCAUCCCAGGAGCCGCUCUGGUCUCUUCUCGGCAGCCAAGGCGGCAGAGGAAGGCCUGUCCCACCCCGCCAUCCUCCCGCUGGAGAUGCCCUGGCUGCCGAGGACGGUGCCCCGGCUGUGCAGGGACCGCCGUGCCCAGAGCUCGGCGCUGGCAGUGCCCUGUCCCUGCUGUAUGGCCAGAGCGGGCACUGGAGCUUCCCUGGAAAACCUGCUGAUUUCUUCCUCCUCCUGCAAACGAGGCUCCAGCCAGCACCGUUUCUUCAGGGAGACAGAGAGAACCUAUUUUUUUAAUGCCAGUGUGUAUUUUAAGGACUGUGGAUGAAGAGCUUUGUCUCCCAAAUCUCUGAUCUUUUCCCCCUCCCACCCUUCCCCCCGGCCCCCCUUUUGUUUCUGGGGGGCCUUUCUGUUUCCUGGUGCUGGCCGGGGGCCCUGCCUUGCCCAGGGAAGGGCAAAGGAUGGAUGAACUGGAAACAUGGAUUCUGUGGCAUUUUAUCAUGGAAAAAUAGGAGCCUCCUCUUCCUUUUUAGGUUGUUCUGGAUGCUGCCAGUAGAAAUCUCUAUGGUGCUGUUUAGCAAGUUUUCUGUUGAAACAUUUUCCCUUUAAUUGUGAUUUAUUACAUGAUUAUUACUUUCUUUUCUUUUCUAUUUUUUUUUUUUUUUUAAAUCUAUAAGCAUUUCCACACCUUCCCUGUGUUCCCCUCGCAUUCAUGCUGAAUGUGUGCAUGCUGUGCCUGGAGCUCAUGGCCAAGCCUGGGCAGAGCUGAGACUGUGAAUUUUGUCCCCGACUUCAUUUCCUUUUUUUAUUUUAUUUUAUUUUUUUUUUCCAUAAACAUUUGGAAAGAGGCGUGGUGCGGGCACGGCUGUGUGAGUCCUGCAAGUGCAGCGCGGGGUUCCUGGAAAGCAGCGCCGGGCAGGCGGAGGAUGGAAUAUUGCUCCGUGUCCCCUCCCGGUGUGGCUGUGCGGUGCUGGGGACCUCUAGUGACAAACUGGGAGCGGCCUGGGUGGCUUCUGGGCUCUGGUGGCUUCUGGGCUCUGGUGGCUUCUGGGCUCUGGGGCUGCUCCUGGCUGGGUGUCCCUGGGUGCUGUGCUGGGGAUGCGAGUCAAUGACCGUGCCCUGUCCCGAGGAGCACUGAUGCUGUCGGUAAUUAGGCAGAUGAGUUGAUGACUGGAGGGGCGGCAGCCGCAGGACUGGGGGAGGCUGGAAGGGAAAAGCACUGAUUUGGAGGAGUGGUGUGUGUGUUCCCAACCUCCAUUUCUUCAGAAGGAAGGUGCCGGGGCAGGGUGUGCUGUGGGAAGGCUUCCCAAGAGCGUCACCUUGGCAGGUGCCCUGUGCAGUGCUGGGGUGGCACUGGGGUGGCAGGGUGCCCAUCGUGUGCCUCCCACCCCCAGGCACAUUUCUAUGUCCAGCCUUUCUUCGCCCUUUGUCUCCGUUCCAGGAAAGUCCUCGUUUCUGGGACUCCCUCUUUCACCUUGUCAGCCCCCUGCAGCUCUGUCCCUUGCCCCGGGGGAGGGAGAGGCUGUUUGGCCUCCUGCUCUCAUCUUACCCCAGGCAAACUGAAGUGGUUUCUAUCCCCCAGAGCUGUGCCUGUGCCAGGGGCUGCUGCUGCUGCCCUGGGAUGGAGCAGAGAAUUGGGAGGGCAGGAGGUUUUAGAAUUAAAUUUAUGGAGAAAUAACAAACUACUGUAAAUAUCUUUUUGUUUGUUUUUCUAUUGUCAAAUAAAAGUUUUUUUUAGUUUU
This is a messenger RNA of Parus major (Great Tit), 2733 nucleotides long. It is a transcript of the gene TGIF2, whose product is annotated as TGFB induced factor homeobox 2. The record is from RefSeq and is a predicted model, not a curated record. Bases 124 to 924 code for a protein of 266 amino acids. The transcript is spliced from 3 exons. NCBI's taxonomy places the organism in Eukaryota, Metazoa, Chordata, Aves, Passeriformes, Paridae. Gene Ontology annotation, molecular function: RNA polymerase II cis-regulatory region sequence-specific DNA binding; DNA-binding transcription factor activity, RNA polymerase II-specific. Gene Ontology annotation, biological process: regulation of transcription by RNA polymerase II.